UACCCAACCCGUUGGUUUGUUUCCGGAAGUUCGACUGUUUUUAUGGAUGCUUUUUGUGUUGCCUGUCUAGCUAAGUAGCAUGCCAACUACCAUAGCCUUACUUUCUCUCAAUACAUCUGGUAUUUAUAUUUAUUAGAAUAGCCUCAAAUACAGUAAGUGCUACAGCUUAUAUCUCAAAAUGAUAAAACAAUUGCAAUAGGACAGUUAUUGGUGGAUGCAAAAGAGGUUUAGUUACCAGUAUCUUUUCUGCUAAGUUUAGCUAAUUAGCUAGCUUCAUAUCAUUUUGAUAGACUGGAUCGUAACACUGACCAACCUGAACAAAAGUAGGUAAACUUUACGAUCUCAUAACUGUAGCUAGCUACACGUAGACAGUUUGCCAUGAUGUCUGAAGCCAUCGUAACCUUCCAGUCUCAGCUCUCCGGGGUCAUGGAGACGGUCCUAAAGUCAGCCAUAUACGAGAUCACCAGGCUGGUGGAGGAUAGCUUCCUGGAAGAGGUGUUCCGGAGCCGGGAGCAGGUCGAGUCGCUGAAGAAGCGGCUGCAGUGGUCGGAGGACAGUCGCAAGGAGAGGGAUAGAGAGGGAGGCCAGAGGGGGAAGUGUGCGGACUGUGGGAGAGCUGACGUGGAGACAAGCUCUGGAACCUCACAGACAGGUGUGGAGAGGGGGCGUGGCCUGAAGCAGGAGAAGUACCAGGGGAGGAGUGGAGCAGCUGUGGGGGUGUGGCCGGGAAACAGCCUUUCCACAGAGGUCGGAGGUCAGAAGCUGGACAGUCUGCUGAAAGAGGAGCCUCUCCACAACACUGAGUUACGGGAGAGAUGGUGUCUGCCUGGACGGGGCCGAUGGUUCGGACGUCUCGGGCCCAGUAAGAGUUCACAUGAAGGAACUGGUGGGCGCUUUGAGAAGUCUGGUUGCGACGGUAGUGGUGGUGGCGGCCAUCUUGUAGACAUAGAAGGGCUGGAUAGGUUUCCUGGUUCUCCGUCUCGUCUGGGGGCACUGAGCUACGGAGCUGCGGGUCACUACCAAGUGAACUUGGGGGGUCUGAGGGGGGAGACACACCAUCGCCCCAGAUGCCUGACCCCCAUCAGAGCCAGAGGGAGCAGGUGGGAUCGCCAACGCCAUCCCCCACCCAGAGGUGGAGAACGGAACUGCCUGUUGAUAAACGAGGAGGGGUACCUGCAGGACUCCAGUGUCUUGUACCCGAACACGCGAUCAUUCACAAGAGCAGGGAAAAGGAGGAGGAGGAGGAGGAGGAGGGAGGUGUCACGCCUGCAAUCAAUGCACCAAGACCUUCCCAGACUCCGUUUCCUCAAGGCCCACAAGCAGAAACACGAAAUGGGUAGAGGGUUGAGCACAGGGUCAGGGUCUGGACCUCCAUACUCGCGCACCCAGUGCGGUAAGAUCUUCACCCAGGCCUGCAACCUCAAGGUCCACCAGCGGGYCCACCAGGCCGAGGGACUCCACCUCUGYAGCCAAUGCRGCAAGGGCUUCACUUCCUUCUCUGACCUGAAGAGGCACAAGUGCAGCCAGACGACAGACAAGCCCUACUGCUGCUCCAUCUGUGGGAACAAGUUCAAUCGGCUUUGGAACCUCAAACUGCAUCAGCGCAUUCACACACAGGAGAAACCUCACCGCUGCACCAUGUGUGACAAGCGCUUCACUCGGGCAGACAAUUUGAAGGUGCACCAGCGUAUCCACACUGGGGAGAGACCGUACUGCUGCGCUGUAUGUGGACUCCGCUUCAAACAACUGGACCAUCUGAAGUCRCACCAGCGCAAACACAGGCCGGAUCUCCUGAAAUGAAUUUGUUAAAAAAAUAUAUACAGUACCAGUCAAACGUUUGGACACAUCUACUCAUUCAAGGGUUUUAUUUUUACUA
Molecule: messenger RNA, 1876 nt
Organism: Salvelinus sp. IW2-2015
Lineage: Eukaryota; Metazoa; Chordata; Actinopteri; Salmoniformes; Salmonidae
Source: RefSeq, a predicted model, not a curated record